This is a messenger RNA of Laetiporus sulphureus 93-53, 234 nucleotides long. RefSeq lists its product as uncharacterized. The transcript has a single exon. NCBI's taxonomy places the organism in Eukaryota, Fungi, Basidiomycota, Agaricomycetes, Polyporales, Laetiporaceae. The annotation marks the transcript as partial. The record is from RefSeq and is a predicted model, not a curated record.
UCAACCCUCGUUCUCUUUGAGCACAUUGUGACCUUCUCUGACGAGGUUCACGUCAUCUGGCGGGCUAGGUUGACCACUGUCAUGGUCAUGUUUGUCCUCAACCGUUAUCUGCUCAUGAUACGGGUCGUUAGUAAUGCACUGACUGUCUCCUCGUGGCACACUCCACUGGUAAGUCAUGUAGUGUCGUGCUGCGAGUGUAUCGAGCACUCACAAUCUAUGCGCACACAGAGGUGA